This is a messenger RNA of Alligator sinensis (Chinese alligator), 3175 nucleotides long. RefSeq names its product glucose-fructose oxidoreductase domain containing 2 (gene GFOD2). The record is from RefSeq and is a predicted model, not a curated record. Gene Ontology annotation, cellular component: extracellular matrix. Gene Ontology annotation, molecular function: nucleotide binding. NCBI's taxonomy places the organism in Eukaryota, Metazoa, Chordata, Crocodylia, Alligatoridae. Bases 608 to 1765 code for a protein of 385 amino acids. The transcript has 3 exons. Gene Ontology annotation, biological process: extracellular matrix organization.
UAUGGCGCUGUGGCAUCCAUUGGCAAAAAUCAGUUUUAUUUUAAAAGCAUAUAUUGGGGUUGCAUCUUAAGUUUCAAGUAAUAUAAGCCUUCCUAGAUAUUUGUAACAAGCUUUGUUAGUUUUUGCUCUUUCACUACUUAAUCAUCAAAGGUUGUGAUGUUCUUUCUACCCCACACUACUUCUCUCCUUCAAGCCACAGCCCUGGCAAACAUAGGAACACGGUUACAUUCCUAUUCUUUGUAUUUAACUACCAAUUGGAUACAAGGCAUUUUUGACCCACAAAAGUUAACCGUAAGUAAUCGUGAAAUGGACGGCGUUUCCUAUCAAUAAAAUGAAAUCUUUAUAAAUAUUCUUCAAAGGCCUUUGUUGCCAAACUCUUCUGGCAGGCAUAUGUUUAAUACUGGAUAUCUGUCAACUCUUGAGUGAAAUUACAAGUAAGCCUUUCUUCUUUCCAGGGAAAAAAAGCAAACCAAUAUGCUGCUGCAAGAACAAGGUGACUUUUCAUACUCUUCAUAGACAUUUAUAAGCUGUGGUUGAAAUGGAGCACUGAGGAGCUUGACCUUCUGUUUGUGGUCUGCAUGUGGACACUAAUGCUUGAAUAAACACGAUGAAAAUGCUACCUGGAGUGGGUGUUUUUGGGACUGGCAGCACUGCCCGAGUACUGGUACCUUUGCUAAGAGCUGAAGGUUUCUCCAUUGAAGCACUUUGGGGGAAGACUGAAGAAGAAGCAAAGCAGCUGGCAGAGGAAAUGAACAUUUCCUUCUACACAAGUCGGACUGAUGAUGUCUUGCUGCAUCAGGAUGUAGAUCUGGUUUGCAUCAACAUUCCUCCACCACUAACUCGGCAGAUUGCUGUGAAAGCCCUAGGUAUAGGAAAGAACGUGAUUUGUGAGAAAGCUGCUACUUCUGUAGAUGCCUUCAGAAUGGUUACAGCUGCCAGAUAUUACCCCAAGCUCAUGAGCAUUGUUGGCAACGUCCUCCGUUUCUUGCCUGCCUUUGUCAAAAUGAAGCAGUUAAUAGAAGAACACUACAUAGGCAAUGUAAUGAUCUGUGAUGUACGUGUGUACUGGGGAAGCCUGCUUAGUCAUAAGUAUAACUGGAUCUGUGAUGAGCUAAUGGGAGGAGGUGGACUGCACACCAUGGGCACCUACAUUAUAGACCUCUUAACUCAUCUAACUAGCAGGAAGGCUGAGAAAGUCCAUGGCUUGCUUAAAACAUUUGUGAAGCAGAAUGCAGCUAUAAGUGGAAUCCGUCACGUCACUAGUGAUGACUUUUGCUUCUUUCAGAUGCUUAUGAGUGGUGGUGUCUGUAGCACUGUGACUCUCAACUUUAACAUGCCAGGAUCAUUUGUUCAUGAAGUCAUGAUUGUUGGGUCUGCAGGUCGCCUUAUUGCUCGUGGGACAGACUUGUAUGGGCAGAAGAAUACAGCACUUCAGGAGGAACUGCUCUUUACAGAUUCUCUGGCCAUCAAUGCGGGGCUUCUGGAAAAGGGGUUUAAAGACAUCCCAUUGCUCUACCUGAAAGGAAUGGUAUAUAUGGUGCAGGCACUGCGACAGUCUUUCCAAGACCAGGAAGACCGUCGGACGUGGGAUCACAAACCAGUCUCUAUGGCAGCCUCUUUUGAAGAUGGACUCUAUACGCAAAGUGUAGUAGAUGCCAUAAAGAAAUCCAGCAGGUCUGGGGAGUGGGAAACUGUGGAAGUGAUGACUGAGGAACCAGAUGCCAAUCAAAACCUUUGUGAGGCACUUCAAAGGAAUAACCUAUAAAUGGAAACAUUCAUGUGGCUAUUUUGGAAGGUGGAAUCAUUGAAAAUGUCCAGCUGUAGCUGUAAAAGUUUCUCCGUUUUCAAGAUAUGUAGAUUCUUAUUUAAUAUUUGGGUGGUUUUCAUGCUUGUGGGUGAAACAUGUCUUGCUCUAAUGAAACUGUUCUCUGGCAGAUUGUUCUGUUUUAAACUCCUUUGAAGAGGUUUUUUUUUUUUAAUGUUUCUGUUUUUUAGAGCUCAAAUUCUGUUUUGGGGACUGUUGGCAAAACUUGAAUUGCCCUUUGCACUUGCAGUAACUAAAGUGACACAUGGAAUCUUUGCCAUUUUAUUACUGACAGAUGGGACACAAUCCCUCUUGCACAUAAUUCAAUUAUUUUAACAGUUUUAACAUGUGAGCAAGCCCAGGAAGCCUGUCUAACUCACCAGCCCUUGUCCUCUCUAAUAGGACUGUUUACAGAUUUUUUUUAGAUUUAGUCCUUUGCUUGUAAAAUGGUUUGAAAGAGAAGUGUACUGAUGUGGCAAAUCUGUUCUUCACAAAAUUUGAGCUUCAGAAGGGGAAAAAUAAAGCUCAGGCUUAGUGUUCCUCACAUAGCUAGUGUGUUGAGCUUUUUUUUCAAAUUUAAUUUCAAUUGGUAUCCACAUUUAAAAAUAUCCUGUGGAUUCUCUAUUGCCGGUCUCUGCAGUCUGUCAGGUUUUGGAGUGCUAUGGUUAUGUUGGCUAUUGUUCCAUCCACAUGAAUGCUGUUCUUUCAUACCAGAUACUUGGAAAAGUAAUAUCUCCCAUCAUUUUUUUUUUUUUUAAUCUCUACAUCUUCCUACCCCCAGAGCAGUUGUGAAUUGUGUUUGCUACCGGGCAGCACAGAUGCCAAAUUUAUUCUGAAAUGUUUUCAGCCCUGUGUUCUUUACUGAAGUCCUCACUGGCUUAUCAGGUGGUGUCUAUUGUUUGCUUAAUGUCACAUACGUUUGUUAAUGUGACAGAGAGUAACCUUCCAGGAAUUUAAAGGUGGAUGAAAAAAAAUAGAAACUAUUUCAUUGCCAUACUUUAGUGAUCCCUUUGCCAGCACAGUACGUAAACCUUGCAAGCUAAAUAGUGGCAACUGAACUGUUAAGGUAGUGAUGAUCUUCAGUGUCUAAGCUUUUUAAUGAUGUAGACUGGAUAUUACCUCCUGUGUUCCCACACCCCUUGAUUUGUAUUAAGGGGAAAUGUUUUGCUGCUGGCAGAUCUUGAGUAGAAUUUGACUCCAUUUCAGUAAUGUCUUUUGGUUAAGCUGUCAUUAAGAAGGGGUAACAACAUUUUAAUUAAAUGCAUUUUGUUUACUUGAAUGUCUUUAUUGUUUUCCCACUAGAUUUUAACCCUGUAUAUUUAUGUAAAGCACUAACAUGCAAACAUAUGUUUCAUAAACCCGUUCUUUCUG